This is a messenger RNA of Amaranthus tricolor (Joseph's coat), 1357 nucleotides long. RefSeq lists its product as uncharacterized. Bases 84 to 1160 code for a protein of 358 amino acids. The transcript has 2 exons. The record is from RefSeq and is a predicted model, not a curated record. NCBI's taxonomy places the organism in Eukaryota, Viridiplantae, Streptophyta, Magnoliopsida, Caryophyllales, Amaranthaceae.
CCGCAGAAAGUCAUUCUCUCUCCUCCCAAAUACAAAAAAAAAUCAAAAAAUUUUACUCUCUAAAGAGCUUUAAGCUCUCAAUAAUGGCGAAUGAAGAGGAAGAUCCAUUUGCUUUCAUCAUUGAUAGCUGUCGGUAUUCUUCUUCUCAAGAAGAGCUUCUAUCGCACUCAAAAUUUGCGCGAGAAGACGAGGUUUUUCCCGACGAAAAAAAACCAUCGGGAGCGGAGAAUUCCGGUGGAUGUCGCCUGAAAGUUGACGGUGCAGAUCAAACCGGUGGGGGAUAUGUACGUAAAUUUUCUGUUGAUGCAAAUUCUGUAAGAGCGAAAAAUCUAGGGUUUCAAGGGGAGAAAAGGGGGCCGAGUGAAGGUGAAGCAUCUGGGACGAAAUUGGUGGAAUCUGUUGGGGGUAAGAGUGAGAUUGAACCUCAAUUGAAGAAAUCUAAGGUUGAUUCUGUGAUUCGUUGUAGUGGAAAAAUGGUGAUUGAAGGCAAAGAUGAGGAGAAAGUAGUUAUGGUUGAAGGUGAUUUGAAGGUAGAGAUGGCGAGUGCUUCAGGGUCAGGGAUUGAAAAUCUCGCAGAAUGUACUGAGAAAUUGAAUUCUGAGGUUGAUGAAGAUGAUGUUCAUAUUGGAGGUGAAUUGAGUUUGAAUGGUGGAGGAAAGAAGGAAGAAAGUUUUCAGGAAACAGAGUUAAUUGAUCUUGAGGGAGAGGAAGAAAAUCAAGCGAAAUGUAAGGUUGACAAAAAAGUCAAUGAUCAUGGUGGUGGUAAUGAGAAAAUGGAGGAAAAUGCGAAUGAAGGAGAUGAUAGGAGUAAGAAGGAAGAUGAUAACACGAGGCUUGGGAAGAGAAAGCUGCCUGAUUCAAUGUUUGGUUUAACGUGGGACGAGGGAACUAGAGAUCGAAAACGAAAUGAAAAUAAGGUGAUCGAAAAUGAAAUUAUGGUAGAUGAGAUCAAGGAUGCAAGUGUGGAGGAAAAAAGAGUUGAGAAGCCUAAGGGAGGUGAAGACGAAGGAGAAGCAUUAAAGCGCAUUUUAAAUGUUUUAAGAGUGAUUGUGGGUGACAAGUGUUUGAAAGAUGAUACCGAAAUUGAUAUUUUCGAGACUGUUAAACGACGUGGGAUGACGUUCCCUCGAUCGAGAUUUCUACAAGAGGUUGAGGAGUAAUGGUGUGUGUACUAUUGUAGAAGAUCAUGUUCAAUAUUGGAGCUUGAAUUAGACUUAAAAAGACAGGCAUCUAAGAAACCUUAUUUCCAUCUUCCAUCACAAAUUGGGAAGCCAUGUACUUCCUCCAUAACAUAGAUCUGUCUCCGGAGAAGGAUUGUCAUAUUCAUAAGUGCCUCAAAAUCUUACCAAAUUUUCUG